AUGAUUCGGGAAAGAAGUACGGAGGGGAUAGAUGGAUUGUCUAACUUGAUUUUGUUGGUAUGGGGUGGUAGGCGAGGAGGAUGUGGAUGGGAUGGAUGGGAUGUUUUGGGUGGGAUUCUUGGAGGUGCGGUGUUUGGAGAGGGAGAGGGAGUGACAGGGGAGAGAAGAGGUGGGAGGAGUAUUUGGGGAGGAGAGGGGGGAAGAGGGAGGACCCGGAGGAGUACAUAG
Messenger RNA from Sclerotinia sclerotiorum 1980 UF-70, 228 nucleotides. RefSeq lists its product with no specific name. Lineage: Eukaryota; Fungi; Ascomycota; Leotiomycetes; Helotiales; Sclerotiniaceae. The transcript has 2 exons. The coding region runs from base 1 to 228 and encodes 75 amino acids. The record is from RefSeq and is a predicted model, not a curated record.